CCCAUGUUGACGCCGCGGAAAUCGGAUGGAGAUUCCAACCCCGAACAACUUCAAACCCAUCUUGCUUCGGGAGAACCAACACAACCAGAGAAGAUCCCUGUUGCUACUUUACCGGCUUUGUACACGUUGCUUUGAUAGACGGUACUUGGACCGAACCGCCGGGAACUGUGCUCUUUCCCGAGCGGAACGCGAUUUGCCGGCCUCGCCACGACCCUUACAAGCCAUCUCAACUGGUGAAAAGCCAGGCUCAAUAAAGCCAAUUCUGCAGCUAGAUUCACCCAUUGUUUCGAUUCUUACGAGCCGAAAGUCCAGGAACAUCAUCCCCAGCGUCUGAAGCAACACUCGUCCUCGUUGCUAACCCGGUCACGGACCGCUCCAACCACUGCGGAUUCGAACACAGCUCCUCCCCUUCAGAACUACUAGCACACACGGGCUUCACAUUUGGGGCUUUCGACGAGCGAACAAUCACAUCACCAUGUCGGCCAACGCUGCGUCCUCCAAGGACCACAAGGUCAAGGAGCCCCAGCCCGGCCAGCCAAUGUAUGGAUGUGAGCAUGUCGGCCGUCUCUUUAACCAAGAUCAAGCGACGAUCAACAUGUCCAUACAACAUUACAAGACCAUUCUGCGAGCCAUCUUCGACAUCAACCCUAUCCUGUCACACACGGCCAAGGGCGUAGAUGGCCAGGUUGUAACAUCCAUUACCCCAACCUACCUCUGUCUGCAAUGCCCCUCGACUCUCACCGACGAUGACCUUACAAAACACGGCAACAAAAAAUCACAUCGCUUCUAUGUUGAGUCGAGGAGCGGAGCGGUGUAUUGCCAAAUGUGUGAUGAUAUUGUGUGGGACCCUACCUUUGAGGAUUUGAGGUUAAAGAAGCUCGGCACAGGGUCGUUUUUCGGUAGCCGAAAGCGUAAACAUGAGGAACUCUUCGCCCCUGAUCCCGUAAAAGACGCUCCCCAGUAUAUAUCGACCAACACCACCCUCGCCACCUGCAAGGCUAACGGUCUCCGUGGUAUCUAUAAUGCCGGAGCAACUUGCUAUCAAAACGUUGUCCUCCAAUCAUUCCUCCACAAUCCCAUACUACGCAACUUCUACCUGAGUGAUGGGCAUCAGUCAGGCAGUUGCGACACACCCCAUUGCCUCAGUUGUGCCAUGGACGAUAUGUUCCAGGAAUUUUAUGCCAGCGAAACGACGAACGGUUAUACCGCCGCAAAUAUCUUGUCCGGAUUCUGGAUCAGCGAGAACAAGGCGUUUGAGAACUUGGUAGCCAACAAGGAGCAAGAUGCUCAUGAGUUUUUCCAGUUCAUGGCUGAGGAAUUACACGAGAGAAAUGGCGACGGCAAGAGACCGGAAAUUGGCAGUGAGCAUACCUGCAACUGCAUCAUCCACCAAACAUACUACGGAAAGUUACAGACGUCCACAACGUGCCAAAACUGUGGGGGCGUCACCAAUCAAGCCCAGAGCUUUUUGGAUCUCAGUGUUCCCUUGGAAAAUUUGACGCAAAAAAGGGGCAAGAAGAACUUGACGAAUGGCGACGGGGUCGCAUCGACAAGAACGCAAAACAGCGUGACUCUCCAGGAAUGCUUGGACGAAGAAUACAUCAAAUCCGAUAAGUGCGAGUAUCGGUGUCAGAACUGCAAUUCAGUACAGCAAGCAAGAAGACAGACCAGUAUCAAGAAAUUACCCAACGUUCUUUCUAUCCAGCUCAAGAGGUUCGAGUUCAAACAAGGGCGUAAUGAUCGUGCCCAGAAGAUCGAGACACCUGUCCAGUUUCCUUUACAACUCAACAUGCUGCCUUAUACGACACGCGCACGAACACAGGAUCUCAAAGAUAACUACGAGCUACAGCGGUCCUGCACUUACGAUCUUCUAUGCGUUGUUGUGCACGUUGGCGACAUGGAUACCGGACACUACAUUUCUUAUUGCCGGGUUGGCGACCAGUGGUUCGCAUUUAACGAUCACAAAGUUGAACUGGCCCAGAAGUCUGAUGUGCUAAACGCAAAGGCCUAUCUUCUCUUUUACAUUGUUCGGUCCCUGUCUUGAGCUCGGAUAAACGGUGUACGAGUAGGGGCAAGUAAGCAGCAAAUAUUUUUUUCCUGUGUAUGAUGUUGUUUCCAGUAAACACGUGCCAGAUGGCUCAUUUACGUUUUGUACACUACUUGAUCUUUUUGCGGCGUUCAAGGAAGCAUAUUUUGCCGGCGUAUUUUGGAUUUGCCUUUGUUCAUGGAGCGUACAUGGAGAGGAUUCACAUAGACAUAACUCAGGCCAAAGCAUGGGCCUGGAUUUUUAGAGAAUGGAGGACGUACGCCGUGGGCGUUGUCAUGCGUUAUGGGUAUUCAUAUGUAUCAUGCAAAGUCGGUCUGCCUCAUGCAGCGGAAUAACAUCAUGCCUUUAGCUGGCCUUGUUCCCUGA
Molecule: messenger RNA, 2413 nt
Organism: Neurospora crassa OR74A
Lineage: Eukaryota; Fungi; Ascomycota; Sordariomycetes; Sordariales; Sordariaceae
Product: ubiquitin carboxyl-terminal hydrolase 2
Exons: 7
Coding region: 476-2044 (522 amino acids)
Cellular component (GO): nucleus; cytosol
Molecular function (GO): cysteine-type endopeptidase activity; cysteine-type deubiquitinase activity
Source: RefSeq, a predicted model, not a curated record